Molecule: messenger RNA, 1338 nt
Organism: Closterium sp. Naga37s-1
Lineage: Eukaryota; Viridiplantae; Streptophyta; Zygnematophyceae; Desmidiales; Closteriaceae
Source: the annotation of a GenBank genome assembly
AUGUCGCCGGGUGCGACAGCUCUCGCCAUGACGCACCUUCCCGCUGCCACGACCGCCGCCGCAAUUCCCGGCGACUGCUACUAUGGCGGGUCCUGGGGGGGAUCGGCGCGAGGGAGCGACUCAGCGUGGAGCCGCGGACAUGCCAAGUGCGACGGCAAUGGCGGAGCGGGUCUUGAUCAUGUGUUGGAUGGCCACAACAACGGCAACGGCGGCGGCAAGAGGGUUUUCAGUCCACCGAACCCUGAUCGCCAUGACGGGGAAGGUAGCGGAGACGGCGCCGCAGGUAGCGGCAUUACGAACGCUGCGACCGUCGCGAUAAUGCCAUCGAUGGCGGUCGACGCGUGGGGAUCGUCCCCGCGAUCGGCGCGCCGAUCGUCAGGCGUCAACGCGCCGCCGCGAUGGAUGGACCCGCGCGGCGCGGGGGGCGUUGCCCCCGCUGCGACGAGAAUGGCGAGCAACGGCGCUGCGGAGGGGAAUGCGGCGGCGGGUUUUGCGGCGACGGCAGCGAAAGCGGAGGGUGCGGACGAGGACGACGAGUGGUUGAGCAUGGACGUCGCGAGGGAGUGGGAGGGCACGGUUGCUGCGGAAGCCAAUCAGCGGAGAACGCGCGCGCGCGAGACGAGCAGCACGGGCUGCUACGGGCCGUCCUCGGAGCGCGCGAACGGGCCGAAGCGCCAGGCCUGCGUGGAUCGCUCCGGCGUCGCAUCAGCGACGGUUGGGUCGCUUGGGACGGCAGUGCUGUCGCCCGCGAUUACUGUUGGAGAUGCUGCGACGGUCGCAAGCGACAAUGUCUCUGGAGGCGGGUCGGAUUGGCGGGAGGACACCGCGCCGUGCGUCCGCGCAGACGCGUGGGGCGGGGGAAACCACGCGGCGGCGUUUCCCGUGGCGGGAGAAGCGGGCUGCGCGUCGGGGGUGGCCGGAAGCCAUGGGGGAGCCAGACGGCGAGGGGAGGAGGCGCAAACGGGGAGCCAAGGGGGAAGCCAUGUUCCGCCAUACGCGGGCGGGGAGGAUGCGCGGGAGGACAGGAAGCAGAGGCGCAUGGUGAGCAACCGGGAGUCUGCUCGGCGGUCGAGACUGCGCAAGCAAACGCACAUGGAUGCGAUGAAGCUCGAGGCGUGCAGGCUGCAAGGCCACAACACGGACAUGGCGGCGCGCCUCACAACUGCCUCAGAGAAUCUCAACCAGAUCACGCGGGAGAAUCGCCUGCUGCGAUCCCAAGCCACCGACCUCUCACGCCGCCUGCAGCGGCUGCAGUACCAGAUCGCUGCAGCGCAGCACUCGCACGCCCACGCGCAGAUCUCCCACUCGCAGGCUCAGCCUUGCCAGGCCAUGGACUAG